CCUCACUCUGUUGUUUUCACUCGUUCAGACUUACUCAAGUUACGUUCUCGAAAAUGUCGGCCGAAGGAUCAUCCCCAGCUACCCCAAAGCAACAAAAAAAGAAGGCACCAAAAGCCGCUAAACCGAAAAAGGUUGCCUCCCAUCCGAAAUACUCUGUAAUGAUCGGAGCAGCUCUUAGCGCUCUGAAGGAAAGAAAUGGCUCAUCCAGGCAAGCAAUUUUAAAGUACAUCAUGGCGAACUACAGCGUUGGUGAUGAAAAAACUGCUAACAAUCACCUGAAGUUAGCACUAAGAGCUGGAGUGAAGAAUAAUAGUCUCAAACAAUCCAAGGGAACUGGUGCAUCUGGUUCAUUCAAACUUGCCGAUAAGGUGAAAGGAGAAAAACCGAAAAAAGCAAAGAAGGAGCCAGCAGAAAAGAAGAAGAAAGUUACUAAGAAAGCUGAGAGUUCACCUAAGAAAACGGAAGCGAAAAAGAAGCCCGCCGCAAAGAAACCAAAAGAAGCCAAGCCUAAGAAGGCCCCCGUGAAAAAAUCUCCGGCAAAGAAAGCUAAGGCCCCGAAGAAGACGGCAAAAAAACCAGCAGCAAAAAAAGCAGCCGCUAAGAAGUAGACAUGAAAUAAUCACUUGUACAUAAAAGACUGUUAUUUACAUAUUGUAUAUAAAAUGUACAAUGCAUGCAUAUAUUCAACUAUAUUCAUGUAUAUAGAUAUUAUGUAUUCUUUAUUUAAGUAUAGUCAGAACCCGAGCUCUGCCAUAACUGUUUAAUAAGAGUUAAACCAAUAAUAAUAAAGAGCGAUUAAACU
This is a messenger RNA of Dimorphilus gyrociliatus, 802 nucleotides long. Lineage: Eukaryota; Metazoa; Annelida; Polychaeta; Dinophilidae. The record is from the annotation of a GenBank genome assembly.